Messenger RNA from Myxozyma melibiosi, 1576 nucleotides. RefSeq lists its product as uncharacterized. The record is from RefSeq and is a predicted model, not a curated record. The transcript has a single exon. Lineage: Eukaryota; Fungi; Ascomycota; Lipomycetes; Lipomycetales; Lipomycetaceae. Bases 109 to 1263 code for a protein of 384 amino acids.
CACUUUUGUGUCUGUCGAGAAGAAGCCCGCUGCUGAGUAGAAGCAGUUAAGUAGAACCAGCUCUGUUCUAUCUACUCUCUACUCUCUACCCUCUACUCGUCUCUCACAAUGCCCGCUUCCUCCUCAGGCCAGAGGUCCCCCUCCUCCUCCUCCUCCUCCUCCUUCUCCGCCCGCUCAUCGACCUCCUCCUCCUUCUCUGCCCGCUCCUCCGCCUCUUCCGUCUCCUCCUACGCGACCUCAGACAUAGCAAAAGACCUCUCUCCGAUCUACCCGCCCUCCUCCUCCUCCUCUCGCGAACGUGCAGACCUCUUCCCCCAGCCGACCCUCUUCGACCUCUCCAUCCCCAUCCUCCCCGACCCGUCUCCCAUCUCUGAUCCCUCGUUCUUCAUCGACGACAUCAAACCCGCUUCUCCGCGUAUCAGACACCACCCCCACCGUCGUCACUCUCAUCGCUCUUCCUCCCCUGAUCUGCUCCGAUAUCACCAUCACAAUUCUCUCCAGCAGCAGCAACUACAACUCCAACAGCAGCAGCAGCAGCAGCAACAACUUCAACAGCAACCCCCCCUCUCAGACUCCUCCGUCGGCGUCGUCGCCGCCACAGCCUCCUCCUCCUCCGCCGUCCGCGUCCAGUUCCGCGAAGACAUGCUCUUCGGCGCCGACGGCUGCAUCGACGACGACGACACCAUCGACGCAAAGAUCCGCGCCUUCAAGUUCUCCCGCGACCCCGAAUCCGACUACGACGCGGACUACGACGACGACGCAGACUCUGAGCCUGAAGCCGCUGCUCCGGCUCCUCACCCCGCCACCACUGCUCCCCACCUCCACCGCGAAAAGAUAUCCACUCGAACGCCCGUCAAGCUCUCUCCUAUCGACACCCUCUUUCCCGACUCUCUUCCUUCCUUCCACCCCACUUCCAACCCCCCUCUCCAUGACCCCUCCUACCCUCCCCUACAAGACCUCUCCCUGCGCGACCACAUCGUCCAGCGACUACAGCAACCUCCUCCUCUGACCACCUCUUCUGUCUCUGCCUCCGCCUCCGCCUCCGCCAGCACAUUCGCCAAACCAAUCUCAGACCUCUUCCCUGCCCCCCUUCCGCCCUCUCCGCUCGUGCAGCACCCGGCAGACCAUCUCUCUCAGCUCAGGAAAGCAGAGUCCGCAGACAUCCUCGUCUCCCCUCUCUCGGACCCGGGCAGACACCCGCACAUCUCUCUGCACUCUCAACUAUCGAAUUCCUCGUCUCCUCCCCCAUCAUCGCAGCAUUAACGGUUAUAAUCUCAUACUAUACUCAUACUAUACUCAUACUCAUACUCAUCCUCAAAAGCGGCGUUUAAUAUUUUUUGAUAAUUGUCUUGUUCUCGUUCUUGUUCUUGUUCUUUGUCCUUGUCUUUGUGCUUAUAUGGAAUACACCAGAUUGUGGUUCCUGUAGAUAUCUUCUUGAUUCUUGUUCUUAUAUCGUUUAGCAUUAAUGAAUUACGACCCAUGAUCUCUUCUUACAUUUACAGUUAGCAUUGUUAGAUUUUUAUUGUAACUCUGUUCUCUUUCUCUUCUUCCUCUUUCUCAUAGAAUGAUCUCACUG